Hypoxylon fragiforme is the source of this 1855-nucleotide messenger RNA. RefSeq names its product glycoside hydrolase. The record is from RefSeq and is a predicted model, not a curated record. NCBI's taxonomy places the organism in Eukaryota, Fungi, Ascomycota, Sordariomycetes, Xylariales, Hypoxylaceae. Gene Ontology annotation, molecular function: hydrolase activity, hydrolyzing O-glycosyl compounds. The transcript has 4 exons. The coding region runs from base 302 to 1729 and encodes 475 amino acids.
UAUGUUAACAGUUCAAGGUUUCAAAAGCUGAAAAUCAAGAACUGUCAUCCAAUGAAACACGCCACACCAGACAGAUCGACCCGACGAAUACUACAGUACGUACAAUACCUACACACACACCUACAUGUCUGGCUUUGGAUACGAAAAAUGGACUAGAAAUACGAAACGAUGUUGAAAACCCAUUUUAUGCGCCGAGAUUUCCGUUUACGAUAAAUCAAAUGUUCGCCUAAGUUCCGUGGGCUGUCGCAGACACAAUCAACUCUUCCAUCAUUCUCACUUUUCGUCAACGACACUCGUUUAAAUGUUUAACAUGGCAACUUUUGGAUAUCGGUACUGGCUGCCACUCAUCCUAGUCAUAACAGGGUCAUUCGCUUCAUUAAAUACGCCAAGGGCGGCUUGGCCUAACGGUCCUUUCGUUACCUCCGGACGGUGGAUACACGAUGCCGCUGGCUCGACUAUCACAUACGUCGGUGUUAACUGGCCAGCAUCGCUCGACACCAUGAUCCCGGAGGGCUUACAAUACCAAUCAAUCGAAGCUAUUGUUUCACGUAUAAAGAGUUUGGGCAACUCUGUCCGACUCACGUAUGCUAUUGAGAUGAUAGACCAGAUCUAUGAGAACGGAGAGACAGAUAUCACCAUACAGAGAGCUCUUACAGAUGCUUUAGGCCAGGAACAUGGGACAACGGUUUAUAAUAGUAUCAUUGAAAAUAAUCCUUCCUUCAACGAUGAAACCACGAGAUUACAAGUAUUCGAUGCCAUUGCAGCUGAAACUGCGAGACAGCAAAUCUACUUACAUUUAGACAAUCAUAUUUCGAAAUCGGGCUGGUGCUGUAGUCCACUAGAUGGUAACGCCUGGUGGGGAGACCAAUACUUCGACAUCCAGCACUGGACUCGAGGCUUGUCUUUUAUGGCCGAUCAUGGCAAGACGUGGUCAAAUCUCAUGUCGAUGUCUCUGCGUAACGAGCUGCGUCAACCACUGUCGAACUUUACUUUUGCUGGCCAGGUCUAUAACUGGGAAAAUUGGUACACUCAUGUAAAGCAGGGCUCAGAUGCCAUCCAUGGCUCUAACGAAAAUGUUUUGAUAUUCCUUUCUGGCCUCGACUCGGACCAGGACUUGAGCCCUGUAGUCGACGGGACCGCCCUCACCCCUGGAACUGCCACGUUUAACCGAGACGACUUCUCUGGUUAUGCCGAUAAGCUAGUCCUUGAGUUGCAUGCAUAUGACAAUAUUUUUGGAAGUAGCCCGAGUAACUGUAGCGCGGUGCAAGAUAAGCUCUUCAGUGCUGGAUUUAAGGCUUUGGCCAACGAUGCUCGGAACCAGUUCCCUGUGGUCCUGACAGAGUUUGGUACUGAACAAGAUGAAUCAGCGGUACAAGAUCCUUACAUAUCUUGCUUAUUGGAUUAUGUUUCCUCCCAUAACGCCGGCUGGAUGAUUUGGGAGUUAGGCGGUAGUUACUAUAUUCGGGAGAACUCUACAGAUGCCGACGAAAGCUGGGGUCUAUUAGUUCACGAUUGGUCUGAUUGGAGGGCGCCAGACUUCGUGAGUAAUUCCUUGGCUCCUGCGGCGAACAGCACCUUGACAUUACACGAUAAUGCCGACUCAAGCACUUCCGAUGGUGAAUCUAUAGGCACGAGUCUCAAGUUUGCCCUUGUCUUUGGUUUGUUCGAUUUGCCGCUCUCAUUUCACGUUGCGACACUGGCCAUCACUUUUGCGAACAUUUUUCAUUAAGAUAGUGCCAGACUCGAAAUACUGUUAGAAGCAUCCGACAAGGCGGCACAGGCAUCAUGAUAUUAACAUGCUAUCAUUAAGUAUAUCAUUACUCAGUAUUUGAUCGUUUAUUCUAUAACCAGCUCC